AUGAUACUCUCAAGCAACGAGAAACGUGCGCUGCUAAGGCAGAAAUGCCGGGAAGCGCUGGCAGCUCAUAUUCACGAGCGAUUAGGCCUUACUGUCGCACCGGGUCGGGUCCGAUUACAGCCCUCCGCAGGAGACGGCUAUGCAUGGUCGGUGUCAAAGUCUCAAGAAUACUUAUUGAAAUCGAAUUUGAGCAAUGGAACGGUUGGCUUGUACCAGGCGAUACUUGAUGCACUUGGGCACUCGAUCGAAGCUGUUAGUCCGCCGACGCUGCGGGAAUCGAAUGCUGGCUCCGAUAAGAAGAUGAGCGAUGAGGAGCCGAGCUCGUCGAAUCCUUCUAAGCUACCCGGAACAGCUUUUGAGGGCGACUCUUUCACGGCCACUAUUCAACGACUCGAAGGCGCAAAACAGGAACUUACUGCCGAGCUUGAACGUGCCCAGUUACAUUCAGAGAAAUUGUUUGACGAAAAAGAGGAGUGGGAGGCAAAGUAUUGCAGGAUUCACGAGGAACUCGGCAAGACCAAAUCCCUGGUGAAACAGUUGGAAGAAGAUCUGAGUCGCGCGCACAUGGGGAUUGCGAAAGCUAUGGAGAUGUUAAAGGGCCACCGACUUCCAGAAAAGACACAACCAUGCGAGGCAAAGGAUAUUUAA
Penicillium bovifimosum is the source of this 648-nucleotide messenger RNA. RefSeq lists its product as uncharacterized. The coding region runs from base 1 to 648 and encodes 215 amino acids. Lineage: Eukaryota; Fungi; Ascomycota; Eurotiomycetes; Eurotiales; Aspergillaceae. The record is from RefSeq and is a predicted model, not a curated record. The transcript has 3 exons.